Molecule: messenger RNA, 543 nt
Organism: Zerene cesonia (dogface butterfly)
Lineage: Eukaryota; Metazoa; Arthropoda; Insecta; Lepidoptera; Pieridae
Gene: Polr3K
Product: DNA-directed RNA polymerase III subunit RPC10
Exons: 2
Coding region: 188-514 (108 amino acids)
Biological process (GO): termination of RNA polymerase III transcription; DNA-templated transcription
Cellular component (GO): RNA polymerase III complex
Molecular function (GO): nucleic acid binding; DNA-directed RNA polymerase activity; zinc ion binding
Source: RefSeq, a predicted model, not a curated record
UAUGUAUUAAAUCAUGUGGUCGUUCGCCGAUUGUAAUCGCAAGUUUUUAUUUAAAUGAAUAAAAGUUUUGUGUUGUACCACAAGUACUAAUUCCAACUGUUAUUGCAGCCCUUAAAUACACUCCAUCUACAUUGACAACACAAUUAAGAUAUAAAUAUGUAUAAAUAUUAGUAAGAAACGAAAAAUAAUGUUAUUUUGUCCUACGUGCGCGAAUAUUUUAAUGGUUGAAGAAGCUCCGGAAUCAGGCCUUCGAUACGCAUGCAACACAUGUCCUUAUAUAUAUAAUAUAAAGAAGAAAGUGUCCGCCAAGACGUUCCCCAAAUUAAAGGAAUUAGAUUAUAUUAUGGGUGGAGCUGCUGCAUGGGAGAAUGUGGAUUCUACCGAUGCUGUUUGCCCUAAAUGUAGCCAUGGUAAAGCCUUCUUUAUGCAACUUCAAACACGAUCUGCCGAUGAACCUAUGACAACUUUCUACAGAUGUUGUAAUCAUAAGUGUGCACACAACUGGCGAGAUUAAAUAUUAACUCUGUACAUUGAAAGAACUAU